This is a messenger RNA of Cylicocyclus nassatus, 2289 nucleotides long. The record is from the annotation of a GenBank genome assembly. Lineage: Eukaryota; Metazoa; Nematoda; Chromadorea; Rhabditida; Strongylidae.
AUGGCCUGGCAAUAUCUGCCUCGAUUUCUAGUCUUUGUGGCUCUUCUCGCAAGUCCAGCUUACUGCCAGAAUUGUAACAAUGCACCCACUGAAGCUCUGCAAAUCAUUUGUAGCCAAAUAGCCGCAUGGAAUGCAAACGCCAGGAACCAACCUACAAUCUCAACUGCGUCUGUGGCAGCCCCAGGAGGUGCUGGCGGUGGGAUAAGCACUCUGGCUGUUUCGGAAAAUCCUAGAACCGCCUAUGAAUGCAUGGAUAUCGCGUGUCUAUGUACUUUCUUUGGUGGUACCGGCGGAAAUAACUGUGUUCUGCCCGGCGGAGCUCGCUUGGGACGUGCAUUACGCAAGGAGUAUCGCGUGAUGACAGAUGCGGAGAGAAAUAGGUAUCAUACUGCUAUGUGGACUAUCAAAGGCAAUGGUGACUACGAUACCUUGUCAAGAAUUCAUUCCUCAUUCGUCACCUCACCUGGAGCGCAUUCUGGACCAGCUUUUUUGCCAUGGCAUCGAGAGUUCAUCAAGAGAAUCGAAAUUGCUUUGCGUCGAGUUGAUCCUUCAGUAGCCUUACCAUACUGGGACUCUACAAUGGAUUCGACUAUACCAAAUCCAACCGAAUCGUCUAUGUUCACGAAUGAAUUGCAAGGUCGAACAUCACCGGAUGGUUUGAUUGCAACUGGAGCAUUCAGAGGAUGGCGUACUGUAGAUAAUUCGAGAGUUUUCCGAAGGAGUAUUGGGUCACAAGGUAGACUAUUCGUGGAAUCCGAUAUCACUGCCGUAUUGAAUACCAAUGAUUACACUCAAGUGCUUGCGUAUACUGCUCCGAGCAAUGGCUGCCCUAACCCAGCAAACUGGGCAGCAUUCGAGUAUUCACAUGGAAAUCCUCAUAUCUGGAUAGGAGGUGACAUGUUUACGCCAACAACAUCAACAAAUGAUCCAAUUUUCUGGAACCAUCACUCUUUCGUCGAUUUGAUUUGGGAAAAUUGGAGGCAAGCUCGACAGAGUAGAGCUGCUCGAGAAUCGCAAUAUCCACCGAAUAAUCCUCAGUGCAGCAGUGAAGCCCAUUAUGGAAACAAUAUUAUGCAACCGUUCUUCCCUAUGACCAACCGUGAUGGAUUGCUGAACUCAUAUACAGAUAAUCUCUACACUUUCCAAGCAAGACCUACUUGUUCGGCUGGGAACCCUGCUGGAUGUGGAUCUAGUAAACAAACAGAUAAUCAAAUUAAUAAAAGAUCGCAUGCCAGGUUCCUCUUCUGUGAUUUAUCUCAUGGCGCUCCAAGGUGUGCUGCGAAAAUAGCUGUUAAUGGAAACUGUGGAGGUUAUACCAGAAAUGAGGAUCGGUGCUAUCUCAGUGUUUGUCAAAAUAAUCGUUGUAUAUCCACUCAGAAUCCUCCUGCCACCACUCAACCACCUAUUGUUACUACAACUCCAGCUGGUCAAAAUCAAGAGACUUGCUUCAAUGAGCAACAGUGCUGUUCCAUAUGGGCUGCCAGAGGAGAAUGCCAACGAAAUCCCAAUUACAUGAAUAGUUGGUGUAGAGCCAGUUGUGGUAUCUGUCGUCCAACCACUUACAAUCUUAACACGGAAUGUUCUAAUCGUCAUCCCACAUGUCAAGCAUGGGCUGCUCGUGGGGAAUGUCAAAAUAAUCCCGCUUGGAUGACAGAAAAUUGUAGACAAGCAUGUAAUUUGUGUGGAACUACAAGAGCACAAGCCUGUGGUCAAGGAGGGGGCAACCCAACAACAACGCAACGACCACCUCCAGCAGGGCAAUUUACAUGUCUCAAUCAACAUUACUGCUGUAUUGCUUGGGCAGCUCGUGGAUACUGUACCAGUCAAACAGCCUAUAUGAAUCAGUACUGUCAACCGUCUUGUAAUUUCUGUCGAGGAUCACAGCCACCGCCGCUGUGGAACUCCCAGACUUGCGUCGACUUCAGCUCGAAUUGUCAGGCAUGGGCUAGUCAAGGUCAAUGUAAUUCUAAUCAACAAUAUAUGUGGGAAAAUUGUAAACAGACGUGCGGACGUUGCGCUCUAACCAAUCUCAACACUCGUCUGGCCACCUGUGGGUUUACAAGACGGCUUUCACGCAAUGGGCGCCCUAUUUCUACCUUCCGAGUGAACCCGUUCCAUUUACCACUAAGAAGACAGUCUUCUCUGGUCUCGCUAGCACCUGCUCCUGCGACAGGAGCUUCUCUGGCGCCACCGCCCCUAAACAGAAAAGCCCUCCCAAAAGCUCGAUUAAGUAGAAGGCCAGCACAACGUGAGAGAUUGCUGAGGCCAUCGGGAAUGGCUGUUUUUUGA